CAUUUCAAACGGAAGCCGUUCCGUUUCGUCUGUGUCCCAUGAUGGAGUCCAGUUUCCAUCAGCUAGCCCCCGAGAACAGUGCAAAUAUUGGUGAAUGCAUAAUGAGGAUGCAUAAUUGAUAUGACAUGGGCAUGUGUUGUCUUAAACAGGAAGAGUCAUUUCUGUCAUGCCAUACUACACAGGCUGUGCACGUUUUCGACAUUUUCUGUGCGAACACGCGAAGUCUAUCUUGUCUUUUUUAAUCUUUGACUGAAGAAAGCGGGGAUAAUUUCGCCCGCCUCAUGUUUUUUUGUGGUAUAAUUGCUGUAUAUCUUAGCUACAAAACUCUAUUUAGCUCUCCGGGCCUCAAUAUAUAAAGUGAAAAUAUAUUGAGGUGAAUUUGCGACGUCGCGGGAGGGUUAUUUUUCGUUUCAUUUUGAACAGGCAAUUAUGUGGUCGCUCUGUAAAGGCCCUGUGCUAGAUGUUUAGUUUUCCUUCUUGACAGUGAAAAUAUUGUCGCACGACUGAAUGUAAUGAAAGAAAUCCUCUGUGUAUCUGUCAUGCCCAUUUCACCCGACCAUAACACCGCGUCCUAACAGCAGCGUUCAGCGACAUUUGUGUUUUUACUGCCGAGCUCUGUGGAGAAGGAAGAAUGGCUGACGAAGCCCUCUUCCAGUUUUUACACAAUGAAGUGAUCCAGUACAUCUACAAGUCUGCUGAGGGCGGAGAGACGGAGAAUGGAAGAAACAUAACCAAACUGGAAAACAUGGGAUUCAGGGUCGGCCAAGGACUAAUAGAGAGGUUCACAAAAGACACGGCGCGGUUCAAAGAUGAGCUGGACAUUAUGAAAUUCAUCUGCAAAGACUUCUGGACAUGUGUGUUCAAGAAGCAAAUUGACAACCUCAGAACCAAUCACCAGGGCAUUUACGUUCUACAGGACAACAAGUUCCGCUUACUGAGUCAACUGUCAGCUGGGAAGCAGUAUUUGGAACAUGCGCCCAAGUAUUUGGCCUUCACCUGUGGCCUGGUGAGAGGAAGCCUCUCCAACCUGGGAGUGAAGAGUAUCGUCACAGCUGAGGUUUCCGUCAUGCCGGCAUGUAAAUUCCAGGUCAUGAUUCAGAAACUGUAGCGUCACCAGAGGAGGCUGCGUUCACUCGUCACACUUCGGCUUUUAGACAUCAUGGAGUUUCGGUCAUUACGCAUGAAAAAGUCACCCUGCAUGAACAACACUAUCAUCGGGUUUUGUUUAAGCGGAGGUGUGUGUGGCUCGGUGUGUGUGUGCUCAGAUUCCAGCAUCAGAUGAGUGAAGCUCUUGGCUCUUCACCUCCAACAUUCCAGCUCUGAGAAGGUUCAGCUCUUUUACAAGUCCACCGAUCACUGACAAAGGCCCCUGGAGGUUUUGCUUCUAAGAAUUUACCACAAGCUCUUGUUGGAUUCAUUUGUCCCAGUCAGCGUCGUGAGGGGGCCGGAGCCUAUCCCAGCAUGCACUGCUUGCAUGUGUACACUGUCAAUCCAUGGCAGAGUUAACACUAAUAAAACCAAACACACCUAAAGGAGUCAUCCCCUCAUCCAAAGGACCAUCAUACACACAGAUAUUUUCACAGAUUGUUCAGUUUAUGCUCAACUAUAACCACAGCUCAUGGAAAUAUGUGCCAUUAAUUGCAUGUGAUGUUGUGAUCAGAGAUGGAUAUCAAAGGCUUGUGAAAGUACCGAACCCUCUCUCUCUCAGCCCCGGUGUCACUCUCUCCAGCAGCUCCACACGUGAACCAGCGUCUGACAUGACGGGGAUGCAGGACAGCCGCAGAGUGUGAACCCUGACAUCAAGCGAAAGUCACUGACCUGAUGCUUUUCCUCUCUGUCUGUUGGUGUUUUUCAUUAUUUGCACUGAGUGAACCCACUUAACAAACGGAGAACUUUGAAUUCAACAUGUAAUUGCCUUUUUAUUUGAAGAUUUUAUUUACUGUUUUUGUCUCUUGUGUUUUACCUCAUUAAAACUUUCAGUGAAAUCUUUUGAG
Myripristis murdjan (pinecone soldierfish) is the source of this 1994-nucleotide messenger RNA. It is a transcript of the gene trappc6b, whose product is annotated as trafficking protein particle complex subunit 6B. Gene Ontology annotation, biological process: regulation of GTPase activity; endoplasmic reticulum to Golgi vesicle-mediated transport. The coding region runs from base 632 to 1108 and encodes 158 amino acids. The record is from RefSeq and is a predicted model, not a curated record. NCBI's taxonomy places the organism in Eukaryota, Metazoa, Chordata, Actinopteri, Holocentriformes, Holocentridae. The transcript is spliced from 6 exons. Gene Ontology annotation, cellular component: TRAPP complex; cis-Golgi network; trans-Golgi network.